Sinocyclocheilus grahami is the source of this 914-nucleotide messenger RNA. It is a transcript of the gene rgrb, whose product is annotated as retinal G protein coupled receptor b. Bases 24 to 899 code for a protein of 291 amino acids. Gene Ontology annotation, molecular function: G protein-coupled receptor activity. NCBI's taxonomy places the organism in Eukaryota, Metazoa, Chordata, Actinopteri, Cypriniformes, Cyprinidae. The transcript has 7 exons. Gene Ontology annotation, cellular component: membrane. Gene Ontology annotation, biological process: G protein-coupled receptor signaling pathway; visual perception; phototransduction. The record is from RefSeq and is a predicted model, not a curated record.
AGCAGUGAGAAGUAUCUUGGACAAUGGCUUCAUACACGUUACCGGAGGGAUUCAGUGACUUCGACAUGUUCGCCUUCGGCUCCGCGCUGCUGGUGGGCGGUCUUCUCGGUUUCUUUCUUAACUUUAUCUCGGUGAUGGCGUUCCUCAGAAUCCGGGAGAUGCAGACGCCCAAUAACUUCUUCAUCUUUAACCUGGCUGUGGCUGAUCUGAGCCUCAACAUUAACGGUUUAGUGGCUGCUUACGCUAGUUACCUGAGAUACUGGCCGUUUGGGUCGGAGGGCUGUCAGAUGCACGCUUUUCAGGGAAUGGUGUCGAUCCUCGCCGGCAUCAGUUUUCUGGCUGCCAUUGCUUGGGACAGAUAUCAUCAGUACUGUACUAAGCAGAAGAUGUUCUGGAGCACGUCUGUGACCAUCAGCACCAUCAUCUGGAUCCUGGCUGUGUUCUGGGCCGCUCUGCCGCUGCCGGCCAUCGGAUGGGGCGUCUUUGACUUUGAGCCGAUGAAAACAUGCUGUACGCUGGACUACACACAAGGAGACCGGAGUUACAUCACCUACAUGCUGUCCAUCACUGUACUGUAUUUAGCAUUCCCUGUUAUGGUUUUACAGUCCUCCUACAAUGCCAUCUAUGCUUAUUUCAAAAAGACGCACCAUUUUAAGUUUAACACAGGUUUACCUCUGAAAGCGCUGCUGUUCUGCUGGGGUCCGUAUGUUCUGAUGUGCACAUAUGCCUGCUUCGAGAACGUUAACCUCGUUUCACCAAAGCUCAGAAUGGUCCUCCCGGUGCUGGCGAAGACGUCUCCGAUCUUCCACGCCGUCCUGUUCGCGUUCGGUAACGAGUUCUACCGCGAAGGAGUCUGGCAGUUCCUCACCGGGCAGAAGUCUGGAGACAAAAAGAAAUAGUGAAAGAGCUUUAGC